Molecule: messenger RNA, 794 nt
Organism: Struthio camelus australis
Lineage: Eukaryota; Metazoa; Chordata; Aves; Struthioniformes; Struthionidae
Source: RefSeq, a predicted model, not a curated record
CGGUGGUGCUGAUACUUCCUGGUGCUGUGCCAGGGUCAGAGUCCAAGACUGGGUGCAGUGCUGUUCGGGUGAGGAGCCUGGCAGAGCUGGGGCAGACAGCAGGGUCCUGGCUCCCGCAGGGAAGACCACCGGGUCCCUGCUGCUGGUGCUUUGGGCUCUGCUCCCCGAAAGUGGCCCAGUGCUGAGAGCACUGUUUGGAGUGUCCCUGCAGGCAUGAAAGGAAGCUGAACCUCCCUUCCAAGUGGACUUGGCCCCGUUGCCCGGAUGUCACAGUCUCAUCAGCCUCAGCAUGUGCUCCUACCUUGCAGCUUCCCUGAGUGACCUGGUGAUGCAACGGAUACUCUGCACGCUCGGCCUGGGACUGUCCCUCCUGGCACCACAUCCUGGCUCUGCGGACAUCUCUCUGUCCACCUCCCUGCUGCCCGUGGUGGGGCAGUUGGGCCAGGAUGUGGUGAUACCCUGCCAACUCUCACCCCCGGCCCCUCUGCCUGGCCUGGAGGUACGCUGGAGGAAGUAUGGCCUCAGGACUGUCAAUGUUCACUACUACAGUGGAGAAAGAGCUCAGGAGAUGCCAGGGAAAGGCUAUGAGGGCCGGACAGAGCUUUUCCCCCAGGAGUUCAGCCGUGGGAAUGUCUCUCUGAAGCUGAGGAGCCUUCGCACAGAGGAUGCAGGGAGCUACCAGUGCUUUGUAGGAAGCCAGCAAAGAAACCUGGAAGCCAUCGCUCUACUCCAAGUAGAAGCUGUAGCCCUGGUUUACUUACAUGUCACACGGCCUGAGGGAUCAGGGCUGGGGC